AAAAUCAAGAGCCCACCUUACAAAACAAAGCAAAGCAAAGAAAGACAGAAAUAAAAGAAAAAAGAAAGCGAUAUUUUGCCGAAAUAUGAACCCAUCAAAAUUCAGGGAACUCUCUUCUUCCUAAAACUAAAUUCAUUGAUGAUCAUCACUUCAUCGCACUCGACUACCACCCUCCACCAAAACCCAAACAAUGCCACCAUAACGUGAAAUCCCACCCUCAUCGGCCCCUCGCCGGCGUCUCCAACUGAAGAGAAAUGUCGAAUCUCCAAUCUCGGUCUUCUUCCACCUCCUACAUCCCUCCCCACCGUACCCAGCUGCACCCGCGCAUGCACCUCUUCUCCCCAACCCACGCAAACCCUAAACCGCAUUUCCAGUCCCAAACCAAAUGCCUCCUCCUAUUCGCCUCCCUCUUCACCGUCCCUUUCCUCUUCUAUCUCUUUUCCACCGCCCAGAAGAUCCACCAGUCCGCCAAGUUUGCCCAGCCCCAGUCAACGUUCUUCGGCGUUUUCAUCAAUGCCGGCCCCACCGGCUCCCGCGUCCGCGUGUUUGAGUUCCUCGGCGAGGGGCGGAUCCCGCUCAUGGACGGGACCGGUUCCAGCUCCAUGAAGGUGCGUCCGGGUCUGACCGGGUUCGCCGGCGACCCAGAGGGUGCCGGGAAUUCGAUCGCCCGGUUGAUCAGGUUCGCUAGGCGGCGGGUCCCCAAGGCGGAGCGGAGAAACACUAAGAUCCAGUUGAUGGCGCAUGCCGAGUUGGAGAGUUUGGGUUCGGAGCUGAGGGAGAGGAUUCUGGAGUCUUGUAGACGGGUUUUGAGGUCGUCAGAGUUUCUGUUUAAGGACGAGUGGGCGCGUGUCAUUCGAGGUGAAGAUGAAGGUUUUUAUGCUUGGGUUGCUGCAAACUAUGCUCUUGGAAGUUUGGGAGGUGAAACUCAAGAGACCACUGGGAUAGUUGAACUUGGUGGGGCUUCUUUGCAGGUUGCAUUUGCUACAAAAGAAACAGACCUACUGCAAUCGACAAGAACUGUGAAAUUGUCAGGAGUUAUUUAUUAUCUCUAUACUCAAAGCUUUCCAAUAUUCGGUCAGGAUGCCGCUUGGGAAUCAUUGCACGAGGCUCACAAUUCUAGAGAAUUGGCAUCUUUUUCAAGUUCUAGUGAUGGCUUUGUUGGUAACCCUUGCAUUCCUAGAGGAUAUAAGCUGCCAUUGAAUGCAAGUUAUGCAAAGCCUCUGGCAUCUCCAGCUGGAAACUUUUCUGCAUGCAGAUACGAAGCGUUGGCAUUGUUAAAGAGAAAAGAAGAUAAAUGCAUGCAGCUGCCUUGCAAAAUUGUUUCAUCAUUCUUUUCUGAGUUACCAGGCAAGCCAAUUUCUUCGGAAUCCUUCUUAUUUACUUCUGAGUUUUUUGGGCUCGUUCCUAGGGCUUCUUUGUUGGCAUUGAAGGCAGCUGGUCAACAUUACUGUGAAGAUGAUUGGAGUAAACUGAGAAUUGAGCAUCGUAACAUUGAUGAUUUGGAUUUGUCAAGAUAUUGUUUCUCUUCUGCAUUUAUGGUGGCACUGUUGCAUGACAGUCUUGGAAUCCCUAUGUACGAAAAAAGGGUUGGGUUUGCAAAUCACACUGGAAGCAUUCCCCUUGACUGGACACUUGGAGCUUUCAUCAUCGAGACAAUGGUGGAGCCCCUCGAAUUGGAACCUGGUAACAUGGGCAAGAUUGUUGGAAAUGAGUCAGUCACUUACUUCUCAUUGUUUGCAUUUCUUUUAAUAGCAGCACUUGCUACGGUCUUUGUACUGCAAUGGCAGAAACCACAAUUAAAGACUAUUUAUGAUCUAGAAAAGGGUCGGUAUAUCGUCACACGGUUACCUAGGUAACUGUCCUACUUCCCCCAACCUUAUUCUUCUCUUUGUUCAUUUGAAAAGAAUCUGUAAAUUCAGCUAUGUACUUCAAGAUCUAGAAAUUCUUUAGAAAAUUUAUGGGAGCACUGUCGCAACAAUGAGCUUUCAUUGCUUGAAACCACAGCUACAAUGUCCAAAGUCUAGAGAGACAAACAGCAGGGGAAUCUCCACUCAUUUUGUAAUGUAUUAUUAUUGUUUCCUGCUUACUAAUAAUAUCAAUCCAGUAGUUCAAGUUAUUUGUUAUUA
Molecule: messenger RNA, 2126 nt
Organism: Corylus avellana
Lineage: Eukaryota; Viridiplantae; Streptophyta; Magnoliopsida; Fagales; Betulaceae
Product: putative apyrase 6
Biological process (GO): nucleoside diphosphate catabolic process
Cellular component (GO): membrane
Molecular function (GO): nucleoside diphosphate phosphatase activity
Source: RefSeq, a predicted model, not a curated record